Gadus macrocephalus (Pacific cod) is the source of this 8124-nucleotide messenger RNA. RefSeq names its product zinc finger protein 106a (gene znf106a). NCBI's taxonomy places the organism in Eukaryota, Metazoa, Chordata, Actinopteri, Gadiformes, Gadidae. The record is from RefSeq and is a predicted model, not a curated record. Gene Ontology annotation, molecular function: RNA binding; SH3 domain binding. The transcript is spliced from 22 exons. Bases 357 to 6467 code for a protein of 2036 amino acids. Gene Ontology annotation, cellular component: membrane; cytosol.
GGGUUUGCGUUUCUGCAACAACAAAACGACAGGAAGUGUAUCCGAACCAGGGGCUUUGUUUACAUUCCGUUCAUAACUAUUAUUAUUUUUCUUUAGAUCUUCAUUAAGCUUUCGACGUCUUACUGAAAUAUAAAAUCCACAAUUAUAACCCAUUAGAGUAACACACUGUUCGUGAACCGUGUCGUUCGUGAAUGCAGCUCAGACUGUGUUGUUGUUGCUGCUAGCUGUUAGCUUGCUGGCUAACUUAGCCUCAACGGUGGAGGAGAGAAUGGUUCGUUUGCCUCAGACCUUACAAACUUUUGGAUCUCAAAGAGGUACAUACGUCAUGGCGUAGGCAACCCUGAACCGGAUCCAAGAUGGGGAGAGAGCGGAAGUGCAUUCUAUGCGAGAUGGUGUGCAGCUCAAAGCAGGAGAUGGACGACCACAUGAGGACCAUGCUCCACCACCGGGAGCUGGAGAAACUGAAGGGCAGGGACUGCGGCCACGACUGCACCGUGUGCCGCGUGACGCUGGUCAGCCUGACGGACUACGCCGGACACAUCUCCAGCCCCCAGCACAAGCAGAACGUGGAGGCCUCGGAGAGCCAGGACCGGGACGUGGACUACUUCGACCAGGCCCUGGUGGACCUCAUCGAGAAGAGGAAAGAGCUGAUCCGGAAGGAGGAGGAGGCGGCUGCGGCGCGGCGGGCGCGCGAUGAGUCGGAGCGCCUCCGCCAGCAGGACUUCCAGGAGCGUCUCCGGGAGGCCAAGGAGCUCUUCAGGCUCAACAUCCAGGGCAGGCAGCCCCCCCCCCCGCUGGGCUACGGGGCCCGCACCGCGGACCACCCGGCCUGGGCCCACGGCCUGCAGGGGAAGAGCGCCACCUGGCACGCCCAGAACGCGGCCCCCGGCUUCCACGGCUGCGCGCCGGGGGAGUGGUCCGGCGGCAGCCUGGGCAGCUCCCAGGGGUACGGGGCCCCCCCGCUGAUGGGGUACGCCCCCGGGUCCCCGAGGGGCCGGCACCCCUGGCUGAGCAACCGAGGCAGCAGCCACGGGCUGUACGGCCGGAACAACAUCCCCCAGUUCCCCCCGCAGGGUCGGCCCGUCAACCUGGGCCCCCCGCAGGGCCGGCCCGUCAACCUGGGCCCCCAGCAGGGCCGGCCCGUCAACCUUGGCCCCCCCCUGGGCGGCCUCCCCAAGCACUCCCCGCCGGGGCUGUUCCCCCCCCAACAGGUCUGCCACCGCAGCAACGACGUCACGAGCCCCAAGUCCCACGGGACGAACCCCAAGCCGGACAAGGCCUGCCGCUGGUCACCGUACCCCCCCACCAAGGCCUUUGAGAAGGAUGCGCACCCGCCCAGGGGGUACCCGGACGCGGCUGUCCCGUGCCAGCACGAGACGGCCGGCGGCGGUGGCGUUGGCGUUGGCGUUGGCGGCGGCCCGUGCCAGCACAAGACGGCCGGCAGCGGCGGCGUAUUCGCCAAGCCGGCCCCGGUGGAGCGCGACGCCAGGCCCCGGCAGUCGGACGCCGACGCCCCCGGCAGGAAGAAGAAGCCGACCACGAGCAAGAAGAACCGGAACCGCAACCGGAGCAGCAGCGGGAGCAGGAGCAGCAGCUGCAACGCCACCCAUCUGGACGACCACGGCAGCGGCAGGAGCAGCGGCAGCAGCAGCGCCGACGUGAAGGGAGACACACCGCGGGACGCGAAGGGAGACACGACCAAAGACACGCAGGCCGACACGCGGGGAGACAAACAGCGGGAAACAAAGCGAGACACGCCGAUGGACACACAGCGAGCGACACCAGAAGUCACACAGCGAGACACGCAGCGAGACACGCAGCGAGACGCGCAGCGAGACACGCAGCGAGACACGCAGCGAGACACGCAGCGAGACACGCAGCGAGACACGCAGCGAGACGCACCUCAAACCACACCGCAAGCCACGCAGAGAGACACGCAGCGAGACACGCAGCGAGCCACGCAGCGAAACACGCCUCAAACCACACCGCAAGCCACGCAGAGAGACACGCAGCGAAAUACGCAGAGAGACACGCAGCGAGACACGCAGCGAGACACGCAGCGAAACACGCCUCAAACCACACCGCAAGCCACGCAGAGGGACACGCAGCGAGCCACGCAGAGAGACACGAAGAGAGACACUCCGGCAGACAGGCAGGGAGAGCCGGCUUCAGGCCUUGCCCAGAGCACCUGCUCCACUGGAAAGCUCAAACCGCCGACCGACGCCAGGAAGCCCGACCACAGAGACAGGAAGUCCUCCCUGACCCCUCCCGACAAGCCGAGGCCCGUCCGGACCCCCACGCGGGACAAGAAGCCCGCCGAGCCGGAGCCCAAGACGGGCUCCUCCAGGGGCCCCGCCGUGGGGGGGCCCCUGCAGUCCAGACAGGAGCAGCAGAUCCCAGAGCUCCCCAACAAAUCCAAAGAGGCGGCGCCGGGGAGGAGGGGCUCGGCGGGGGGGGUCCCCGGCGAGAGGAGGAAGGAGACGGCCCCCCCUCCCCCCCCGCCGCCGUCGGUGGCGGCGGCGGCGGCGGCGGAGGAGGAGGUGCAGCGGGUCUCCCCGGAGAGCCCGGAGGGGGCCGACAAGGAGAACAGCUGCAGUCGGAGCCGCGCUGUGGGGCUGGUGAGACCCUCCCCUAGUGGGGGGGCCGUGAAGGCGGCGGCAGCGCCGUCCUACCCGGACCGCGGAGAGUACCUCCAGUCGGUGCACGUCAGCACCUCCUCCACCCCGGAGAGCUCGACCGCCGGCGUCCCCGGCCCCCGGGAGGAGCAGGAGCAGGCGGGGGGCGGGGAGGAUGGGAGCUGCACGGAGGCAGCCGUGGAGAUGGAGGUGGAGCAGCAGCAGGAGGAGGAGGUGGAGGUGGAGGUGGAGGAAGUGUCGAGGAGUCACCAGGGCACCGGCUCCGAGGAGAGCGAGGCGGCGCCGAACGGCGGCAGCCCCCCCCCCCCUCCUCCGGCCGCCGCCGCCGCCGCCGCCCCCGGCCUGACCCGCCUGGGGCUGACCGGCCCGCUCCUCACCAAGCACGCUGGCGCCAAGGGGAAGCCGGGGAGCCACGAGCCCAGCCUGCACAAGCCCAACCUGAACAUCGCCCGGCGCGUGCGCAACGUGAGCGAGUCGCGGAGGGGCGACGCGGAGAAGGAGUCGGGGCUGAAGCCCACCGUCCGCCAGCUCAUCAGCUCCUCGGGGUCCCGCCGCAACGUCAACUGGGAGCAGGUGUACCAGGAGGUGCGGAAGAAGCAGGGCCAGGGCAAGGGCUGGCCCAGGUUCGGCAUCGAGAUGGUGUCCUACGACCGUGAGGAGCCCCCCCACGAGGAGGACCCCGACAUGGCCCUGCUGGAGGGCUUCCAGUGGGACUCCCUGCUGGACUCCGCCCACGCUGUGGCCCCGCGCAAGCGCAGCCUAUCGGAGAGCAGCCUGGCCCCCGGACGCCCCGCCCCCUCCCUCGACCUGUUCUCCUGCCACGUCCCCGGGGACCGGCCGGAUGGGGGGGGGGAGGAGGAGGAUGAGGAGGAGGAGGAGCAGCAGGGGGGCCCGCCCCCUCAGACCCGCCCCCCCGCCCCGGAGGAGCAGGAAGAGGCGGAGCACAAGGUGUUCCCCAGCCAGGGGGCGGAGCCGGCGAGCGGGGCCGACGGGGGGCCGGCUGCGGGGAGGGCCCCUGAAGCGGGGGCCCGGAGGCCCUCGGAGGGGGUCAAGAAGGGCCGGGGGAGGGUCCUCCAGAGGGCGGAGUCGGAGGUGGAGGUCGGCGGCCUGGGGGCGGAGCUUCUGGACGCCCAGGCCAUGGGGAAGAAGAGGAGAGCGGCCGGGGAUAUUCCAAGCCAAGAGAUCCACAGUUUGAAGAAGAACAAAAGGAUGAAGAUCAAAUCCAAGAAGGAGCGCUUCCUGGUGGACCAGCUGCUGGCCGUGUCCCAGAAGGAGGAGGAGCUCAGCCUGUCGCUGCAGGCCCUGGACAACGGCCUCCUCCAGGCCCGCGCCACCCUGCAGGCCGCCUACAUGGAUGUGCAGCGCAUCAUGGUGCAGAAGCAGCAGGUGGCGACAGAGAUGGGUAACCUGAGGAACCAACGCAUCGAGCUCCUGAAGGGCAUGAAAGGAGGCUUCGAAGACCCAGCGUCCCUGCCCCAGGUGAAGCAGGAGCAUGGGGAGUUUGACCCCUCCAUGGCGCCCCCACCCUCCACCGCUACCACCGUGGCUACCGACGUGGCUACCGACGUUAGCAUCCCCAGUGUCCACCUCUUCCCGCCCAGCCAGCCGACCCCGCCGCCCGCCUCCUCCUCGCCCCCGGCCCGCCCCAGCACGCCCCCAGCCCCCGCCGUGGUGAAGCAGGAGCCCUUGUCCCCGGACUGGGAGUCCAAAGAGAUCCAGGUCACCCUCGUCCGAAGCUGCACGCCAGAGACACCGGCUACGCUAACCAACCCCCUCCCAGACCCAGUGAAGCUCCAGUGGUCUCCUGACCAGGGCCCCGUGGCCGACCAGACCCACACCCCGCCCCCUAGGGGCCACGGCUCCCCCGCCCACUGCCAGGACGACCUCCCCGCCGCCGGGGGCCCCAUGCUGGACCGCGCCGUCCAGGUCGACCGGGAGAGCUCCCCGCUGGACAGCAAGCUCCCCCUGGCCCCCCUCACGGCCCCCCGACGGACCUCGGACCCCGGGAACCACGGCAACGCCUCCGUCAAGUCCGAGGAGAGCGGCCCGACCCCCGCGCUACACCUCCCCCUCCCCCACCCCCACCCUCUACCCCUCCCCCCACCCGCCCUGCAGGUGCCGCUGUCCACGGAGAUGUGGGCGAAGCGCGUCAGGAAGCUGAGGAAGAGGCGUGUCCUGAACAAGACGCAGGGGGCGGAGCCGGCGGGCGCCACCAGCGACACGGAGGCGGACGAGGACGCCGCCGCCGCCAAGCCCAGGAGGCUUCCCCCGCGGCGGAGAUCCAGCGCCGGGUCCACGGUCAGCACCUCCACGCCCCCCACCGCCCCGGAGGACGGGGAGCCCCUGGAGGAGGAGGAGGAGAGGGAGAGGGUGACCCCCACCAGGGAGGAGGAGUUUGAUUCGGCCCUGGAGAUGGGGGAGUCGUGCGCCGACGUGGUGAGCCUCGUGUCGUCGGAGCUGGAGGAGUGCAUGGAGGUGACCAUGGCCUGCCAGCAGCCCCAGGUCCCGGGUCCAGGUCUGGGUCUGGGACUGGGGCUGGGUUUAGGCCCGGCUCCGGACUCGUCCAGGGCGGAGUUCUUCAACCUGGCCUGCAACGAGGUCAGCUCGACCAGCGACAUGGACACGUCGUCCCCCGCGGUCCGGCCGUACCCCAGUGCUGGCCAGAUGCCCCCUCCCCCCACCAAGGCCAUCAAGACCAAGAUGUCCUCAGACGUGUCGUCGGACCCCGGCGAGGAGGAGGCCCCUACAGAGGGGGUGUUCGAGGGCCACCAGGAGGCGGUCAACGGGCUGCAGAUCCACAAGGGCCUGCUGUACACGUGCUCCGGGGACCGCACCGUCAAGGCCUUCGACCUGGUGAGCCAUGAGUGUGUGGCGGUGUUUGAGGGCCACAGCUCCAAGGUGAACUGUGUGCUGGUGUCGGCCAUGGUGGGGCUCACCCACCGCCUCUACUCCGGAUCCAGUGACCAGACCGUCCGCUGCUACAGCCUCCGGACGGGGGUCCUGGAGCAGCAGUUCUCCCUUUCCGACCGCGUCCUCUGUCUGCACAGCCGCUGGAAGGUUCUGUACGCCGGCCUGGCCAACGGGACGGUGGCCACCUUCAACCUCAAGACCAACCGGCCCAUGGAGGUGUUUGAGUGCCACGGGCCCCGGGCCGUCAGCUGUCUGUCCUCGGCCCAGGAAGGGGCCCGCAAGGUGCUGUUGGUGGGCUCCUACGACAGCACGGUCAGCGUGCGCGACGCCCGCAACGGCCUGCUGCUGCGCACCCUGGGGGGACACACAAAGACGGUGCUCUGCAUGAAGGUGGUGAAUGACCUGGUGUUCAGCGGCUCCAGCGAUCAGUCCGUGCACGCGCACAACAUCCAUACUGGGGAGCUGGUGAGGAUCUAUAGAGGGCACAGCCAUGCGGUGACGAUGGUGGCCAUCCUGGGGAAGGUGAUGCUGACGGCCAGCCUGGACAAACUGGUCAGGGUCUACGAGCUGCAGUCACAUGACCGCCUGCAGGUCUAUGGAGGGCACAAGGACAUGGUGAUGUGUAUGACCGUUUACAAGAGCAUGAUCUACACAGGGUGCUAUGACGGCAGUGUUCAGGCCGUCAAACUGAACCUCCUGCAGAACUUCCGCUGCAUGUGGCACGGCUGCUCUCUGGUCUUCGGCGUGCGGGAGCACCUGGAGCAGCACCUGGCCGACGCCCACGCCAACCACUGCUUCCAGACCCUCAAGUGCCGCUGGAGGAGCUGCGACGAGUUCUUCUGCUCGCGCAACGGCUCCAAACAGGGAAUUGCGGCACACAUGCAGAAACACGUCGAGGACUUGGUCAAGUCCGACACAUGAGUUCCCCCACGCCCCUGGUCGCUAGGCGUGGCCCCCUAGAUACCUCCCAUAUUGGGGGGAGGGACUGGUCGUUGGUCUCCCCCCUCCACCGAGGCUGAGUUGGUCCAGUCCAUCCAAAAUGUCUGCCGUUGGAAUCCAACUGAAGGAAGUCCUCGGUUUCCGUUUUCUAUCGCUAUUUUCCGAUGUGUUAACUUUGACCUUUCUCUCUCUCUGUCUCUCCGUCUCUCUGAUUCCCUCUGACCUCCUGAACCCCGACGAUCCUUUCUCUUCCUCACUGACCAAAUAAGACAAGGAAACACUAGGCUUUUUUUUCCCUCAAAGUGAAGAAACGCGGGUAGUGUCUGUGUGUGGAGGUGGAGGAAGGGCGGUGGUCGCUCGGCUCCGGGGAAUAACUGCCAAAACAGGAUCAGCACCUUUUUCGGUUUUUAACAAAACAUGGGUUUGCUUCCCGAUGGCAUGGGUCAACAGAUGGUUUUAUUGUUUGUGUGGAGAGUGCAGUUGUGACUUGUGAACCUGAGCAACAUUUAGUUCCAUUGUUAUUUAUUUAUUUCUGCCUUUCAGUCUGAAGAACACUUUCCCAGGUUAGCAAAGUUAGCGUCGGAAGUGCCCGGAAGAUUUCAGUCAGGUUUUUCUACGGAGAGCUUCUCUCCUUGGCCGGUUUUAAUUGCGUUUACGUUCAUCAUGUUCAAGAUGUUAGUUGAAAUCGUAACUUUAAUUUCAAUGAUUUUUUUCAGCGUUUUGUGUUCAUAAGCAGUUUUUGGCGUUAAGGAUUCUGUGUUGCGAGACGGUACCAUAAUGGUAAAGGGACGUUGUUGAGCCUGGAACGGAAAAAUGCCAAUUUAAUGUUAAACGUUUGCCGUGUUUGAAUGUGGAGAUGUGUGUCGGGUGUGCGUUCUACCUACCUUUUGUGUGUGUGUUUGAUUGCGUAUCGGUUAUUUUUUAAGCUCUUGCACAACAAGAGUGAUUUUCUUUGAUUCUGAAUGAGUGAUUUUAUAUUGACGUGGUUUCCUUCACUGAACUCUGUGUUAUUUCACGAUGACGGAGCAUCGAGCAGAAUUCACGGGAGCCGUCUCCCCCCCCCCCCCCCGCCCCACUCCUCGCCCCUCCCCAGCGUGAAGGUUUUUGUAGUUUUAAUUAUUUUCUUAAAGGAGGCAUUCGUGUGGAGGUGAAGGGAUGGAUUGAAGGAGGUGAUUAAAGAGGAAAAAGCGAUUAGAAAGACAGAUUUAAGAUUCAUCUACCAUGCCAUACCUCACCCCUCUAAAAUGUAACCAACCGCCAUUUUCAGACCGCCCCCAACCGCGGGCAGCGUCGAGGCGUUUUCUUUUUUGUAGUUAAUUUUUCGAGUUUUGUUUUUGAAAACACACACAAAGCUUUAGGUCGCAGGCCGUGUCUUUGCUCGCGUUGUUUCGUGGCAGCUCCGCGCUGUGUAGUCCAGGGAGUUUGUUCUUAGGCUUGUGGUUGUAGCGUUGUAGGGAUGCACCUUACCUGCCCUGCGGGAGGCCACUAGCACCCCCCCCCCGACCGCACCAGGCACACCCUUGUUUCUUCCCCGCGCUUUGACUCACACCUCAAAGUCGGGACCUUGUAACAGAGAUUUUUUUAACAGAUUUCAAAUCUAAAAAGGUUAUUAAAAAAAAAACAUGUUGCAACAUCACAA